AUGACAGAAACCUCCUCUCUUCUAAAGACGUAUUCCAUACCUAGUUCAUACUCGGUCACCGCCAUCCCUGCCUCGGUCUCUCCUAUACCAAAUGGCCAGCUCUCUCCUCCUAUCAUCCCUGACGAAGAGGAGUACACUAUAAAAUGUAUCUGUGGCUACAAUGAUGACGAUGGGAAUACUGUCUUCUGCGAAAAAUGUGAUACGUGGCAGCACAUCGUGUGUUACUAUCGCGACAAGAAGGUGCCCGAAGUCCAUCUCUGUACCGAUUGUGCGCCAAAGGAUACAUUCCCUGACAUCAGUGUUGAGAGAGCAAGAGAGAAGCAAAGGCGAGCCAGGGAGGUACUUGAAGGUGGUGGUGACCGAAGAGCAAAGAGGCCGGCUUCGAAGAGUCAAAAGAAGAAACAUCGAGAUACACUUACAGGCCAGGACUUACCAAAUGGUUGGCUAAACUAUGAACGUCAAGAUUCUUCAGUGAACGGAAAAGAUCACCCGCCGCCACCGAAGAAACCAAAGACAUCGCACCGAGCCACCGGUUCUGUUGCUUCGAUCAACGGUGAGACCAGGAAACGAGCAUACUCGAAUUACACACCGGAGUUCUUGGAUCUCUAUACUCAUGAUGAAGGCGAUAUUUCUGCUGAGGGCAACGAAUUGACCAUUCAGGGCGUUGCCGCCAUAACGGCAUGGAAGAAGGAACCCUCUUUGGUAGCAAAUUCUUCCGAAAAUGCGCAGAAUGAUAAGAUCUUGUUUGCAAGGGCUGAAGGUGAUUGGCACGUCGACCAGUGGCCUUCUGUGUCCGUUGAAACGAUUCAGGGAAAAGAUGAAGUCGACACAAAGACUCCAAUAUGGAAACUGAUCCGCCUGCAAUCUGAUGUGCGCAAGGGAACAAUUAUAGGCGAAAUUUGUGGUCAGGUCGGCACGCUCGAGGAAUACUGCCAGCAACUCAACGGUCCCAACCGCUGGAAGGAGCUAUCUCACCCUGACCCCUUCGUGUUCUUCCACCCUCACAGGGACGUCUAUAUUGACAGCAGACGAUCUGGCACCACCUUCCGCUAUAUUCGCCGAUCAUGCGAUCCCAAUGUCACUAUGCGCUCCUACAUAACGGCUGAUGGCGAGGUGCAUCAUUGCUUUGUUGCCAAGGAUGAUCUUCCAGCUGGCACAGAGCUCACAGCGAGUUGGUAUUUGAACCCACAAUUGUUUGUCAACGAUGCCUCUCGUGAUGACAAAGAACAACUUUUCCAAGAACGCUGUGACUAUAUUAGUCGGGUCCUGGCAAAUUUUGGCGACUGUCAUUGUGGCUUGUCUCGAUGUCGACUAGAUGGCUUUGACCGAAGAAUUGUCCCGAAGUUGUUGGAGCCGCCUAAAACAACAGUUGUUCGCAAAAGAAAACUGAAAACUAAGCAUACUGUCUCACCCACAAGUAACGGACAGCCGACUACAAGUAGAGCUGGUAGUGAGACUAUAAGAGCGCCGGAAGAGGACGAUGAUCACAGGUCAUCUUCAGGUUCCUCAGGCAAUGGCAUUCGCAGUCGAGAUCUCACCCCCCAAGGAGGUGCCUUGCUUGACGAACCUCCUGUGCUUGGAGCUGGCUUGACCCAAAGGGAGAUACGGAAAAUACAAGCAUUAGAGAAAGCCCAGAAAGAGCAAUCACAGAAAAGCGAGAAGAAAACAAAGAAGCGUCCUAGCGGGCCCCUCAACAUGCACACACCCAACUCUGCAUCUAGGUCCAAUAUGGAUCUCAAAAGAUACUCUGGAUCACCUCCGCCGUCCCAUGUACUCAAUAACAGCAGCAGAUCGACACCUGUCAAGCAACUCUCAAAACCAGUGCGGCCUGUUUAUGUAUCUACCGCUGUCCAGACCGACCCUGAACCAUGUGAUCCCGACAUGCCACAGUUGAAGAGGAGGAAGUUUUGCACUCCCACCCAGAAACUGCUCAAAAAGCUUCUGCAGCAUCGAACACAGCAUCACGCAGCACAAGUUCCUGUUCGUCAGGAUGUGAGUGAGGUGGAGCAGUCUCCCGAUAUCGAGAUGAAAGACGCUACCACUAGUGUCUCGCCGUCGCCUACUGCAACAAAAUCGGCUCCUACCUCGCCACUGCUCGAGUCGGGAAGAGCCCUUCCAGUACCAUUACCGUCACAAGCGGCGCAUACUCACAAGGUACAUACAGUUUUCAAGCCUCCUGCUCCACGAUUGAACUUGUCGACCCUGCCUCCGGUCCCUACCUUUCCGAGCACCUCGACUAGUGCAUUAAGUGUCGCGACACCAUCUCCAUCGUUAGCGCAGUCGCCAAACUCAUUAGGCCUUAACUCAUCGAACUUUUUCGCAGGCAAUCUUGUCAACCCUAGUCCAGCUAAGAAGAAACUAAGCCUUAGUGACUACAAGAGUAGGAAAAAAGAGUCGGCCACACCUGUCCCUGAGAAGUCAACGCAAUCGUUGCAUGCUUCUUCGGACAGUCAGAAUGAGGCCGAGAUAGACAUGGAGAGAUCGGCAGAGUCGUCGGAUGUAGUUGCUGCAGCUAUAGCGCCUGAGAAUGAACAAGCUGUUGAGGACAUCCCAAUGACGGAUGCUGACUCGGUUGCGAAAAGGGACAUCAAUCAGGACGAAAAGCAACGGUCGUUAUCGAGUGGCGUGCAGAACAUACUAUCUUCGCUACAAGAGAUGCAGAAAAGGCAGAGUUUAUAA
Messenger RNA from Lithohypha guttulata, 2679 nucleotides. It is a transcript of the gene SET3, whose product is annotated as SET domain-containing protein 3. Gene Ontology annotation, biological process: regulation of DNA-templated transcription. The transcript is spliced from 2 exons. The record is from RefSeq and is a predicted model, not a curated record. The coding region runs from base 1 to 2679 and encodes 892 amino acids. Lineage: Eukaryota; Fungi; Ascomycota; Eurotiomycetes; Chaetothyriales; Trichomeriaceae. Gene Ontology annotation, cellular component: Rpd3L-Expanded complex; Set3 complex.